GUGAAAGUGAAAUUAAAGUGUGAAACGCCACCACCCUUUUCUCCGUUAUUUCUGGAACAGACGUCGUGUUACAUUCUGUUCGUUGACAAAUUAGCCUUUCGACUGUUUUGGUUUAUUUUUCUAAACUCCUAAUAGUUUUAUUCAUCAUUUACAAACAUCUUUACCUUGGAGUCAGACUUGUUUUGUUAGUGAAAUGAAGACCUUUCCGACCGCGGCGGCCUGGUGUUUUGGGAUUCUGUUCAUCAGUGUUUCAUUAACAACGACAGGGUCGUCUGAGGUUCAGGUUGUUGGAUCGGCUGGUGAUGACAUCAUUCUACCAUGUUCCCUGAAACCCAGUGUCAGUGCUGAGGACAUGACAGUGCAGUGGACAAGAUUGAACCUGAAAGCAGAAAAGGUCCAUCUUUACCUUGACGGUCGAGUCUCAAAUGAGGAUCAGUUUCCAUCCUACAAGGGAAAAACAUCAAUGUUUAAUGAAGAACUGAAGAAUGGCAACGUCUCCUUAAAGCUGAACAGAGUUACUUGCUCUGAUGUUGGAAGCUACAGGUGCUUCAUUCCAACACCGAGGCAGGAAACCACCGUUCAACUCAUUGUUGGUGCUGUAUCUCAGCCAGUGAUAUCUAUUGUUGGAACUAAAGACUGGGGGGUGGUCCUGAAGUGUGAGUCUGGAGGCUGGUGUCCUGAACCUGAGAUGGAGUGGCUGGACAGUUCUGGAACCAUCCUCCAUGCUGAUGGACCUCCAGAGAAACACAGGGACUCAGAGGACCGCUACGCUGUGAGACGACAUGUCACCGUGAACCAGACUGACACCAACAGGUUCACCUGUAGAGUUCAACAGCAGGAGAUCAACCACCUGAAGGAGACAGAGAUUCAUGUCCCAGAUGAUGUGUUUCCUAAAUCACAAGUAGGGUUGAUUGUUGGUCUGUCAAUAGCAGCAGCAGCUGUUGUAGUUCUUGCAGCUUUCGCUGGUGUCUACAAGUGGAGAACAGCUGAUUCUGUCCUGUAAGGGCUUGAAGAUGAUGAAAACAGACUCCUUCCCAAAAGUCAAGAAGAAGUCGACUUGGAAGGAUCUGGAUGAGCUGGAGAGGGGAGGAGCUGGAGAGGGGAGGAAGAGUUACUAUAGAAUUUAACUCUAUGCUAUAGGGUUACUAUAGAGAGACUAACUUUCUAUAGAGACUUAUCCCACCUAACAAUGCUGAGUAUAUAACUUGUGUGUGUUAUGAAUCUUGUUAAGACAAAGUCAUCUGAUAAACGUGUUAGUAAUUACUCUAUAAUCCACUUUCAGUAGUUCUUUACUUUUUAAAGUUUUACUACCCAUGUUUGUGUUAUGGGUUUAUAUCCAUUUCCUGGUUAUUCCAUAUAUGUUUUCCCAUAAACAAUGUCUUUCUAAUCCCCCUCAGGAAUUGAUAGAGUUAAAUGGAAUGAUGGACUAAGGUCUCCUGUUAGAAUCUGUUACAGACCCUCUUAUGUCCAGUACCUGAUAAUCAGGUAUAUCAACAAGACCACAGGACUAAGGUCUCCUGUUAGAAUCUGUUACAGACUCUCUUAUGUCCAGUACUGAUAAUCAGGUAUAU
This is a messenger RNA of Salvelinus sp. IW2-2015, 1571 nucleotides long. Lineage: Eukaryota; Metazoa; Chordata; Actinopteri; Salmoniformes; Salmonidae. The record is from RefSeq and is a predicted model, not a curated record.